AAAACCUGAGUAGGACUGAGCUGUGUUUAAUCUAAACUAGUAGCCCAACAGAUUUAAAGGAGGUAAAAACUACGGUGCUGUCUACUGAUGAAAUUGCAGCAAGGCGAAUCAUGUUAUGUGAGCUUAAAUUGAAAGUGAAGCUGGUUUACCUGUGUAUGUAAGGAAAAGGCACAUGAUCCCCUGAAUGUGCACCAGCUGGUCAGUUGGUGAUGGCAGAGGACAAGACAUUUCGCUACGGUCUCAUUGUUCUGGGAUUCUUUCUGAUCAUAGUUGGAAUGUUCAUUAUGAAUGUGGAUAAGCCCGGAGUCUAUGCAACAUUCUUUUCUGUCGGGAUUCUGAUGAUCGUCGUGGGGAUUGUCUGGACAAUUUGUCAGUGCUAUCCUAAGAGGUCCUACGUUCCACCUAUCAAGUCAGAAACAGAGCAUUUGUUUCCAGACAAACAGCAGCUUCCAAACUCUAUUUUAGAGCGUGAAGUUCCUCUCAAAUCAAGCUUCCAGAGUCCAACCUGUGAAGAAGCUGAACAGUAUGCAAAAAACCUCCCUACAUAUGGGCAGACCCAGCAAAACAAAGAUUCACCUGGAGUGAACUCACCUCCCACUUCACUCCAGUCCAAACAUCUGGAUGAAAGUCAAUCUUCUGUGAAGGCAGAGGUUCUGGUCCACAGAGAUUCAGACAGCGAUGGGGAAACCUGUUCUAGCUGCAAUGACAUUACCCUUUCUGCUGGAAACAAAGGAAGAAGAGACACCGAGGCACCCCUUGCCUCAUUCAAGGAAGACUUCAACACCACAGUCAGCUCAUCUUCGUCAAACAACCUGUCUCUUCUCAGGCACAGGUCAGUCCUCCCCUCUUCUUCCAGAAACAAAGGCCAGAGCCAACUAUCUCAGAAUGAAAAAGUCAUUGAUGUCAUUUCUCCUGACUGUCCAGCUCAGUGUAACCAGCUAGCUGUCAGUACUUCGGAGAGUGAUGACAGAAAUAUCACAAGUAUUGCAACUGCAUCACCUUUUAAACUUGCGCAAUCAGCAUCCAGGGACAGUCAGGAAAAAGAGGACCAGAUUCAAAGUGAUAUGUUUUAUGGCAUAUGUGAUGAAAUGAAUGGAAUAAAUCUUUAUAUUUCUGAUGAGUCAGAACAAGAAGAAUGCCACCAUGAUGAAAUUUCUGUAUAAAAUCUGCACGAUGUUCAGUAUUUUAUUUAAUAGUUACAUGCUGAGCAUUUGAAAAUCCUUCUGAUUGUGCGUGAGUGACACCUUUGGUGCUGAAUUCUUUUAUUAACAGAAAAUCUGCUGACAGGAGGUCAAAGAAAAUUAUGAUUUUGAAUCACAACUUUGUUCUAUUAAAAAUGUCAAUGCAAAUUGCAAGUUUCACUCCUUAAAUAAUUAAUCAAGCAAUUUAGAAAAUUCCUUCAUAUAACUUACUUUGUGAACUGUCAAAGUUCAAUGUCUUCUCUUUUUUCCUCCAUUUUGUUAAUUUUCGCAGGAGGUCCUUCUGAAUUUUUUUUUGUACUUUUUGCCAUGUUUCCUGGAACCACCAUGUGUCAAGUGGGAUUGAGCACCUUCUGGCACCUUUAGCUCCUUCUACAUGACCAAAUGGCUUACAAAGUGAUUAUCCAAGCCUCAGUCAAGAUUGUCAUUGGGAACCCUCACUCCAGACUUCAGGGGACUUCUUCCCUGUCAUGGUCCGUAUUCUGAUCCUCUUCUGUUGCUGUGGCAUCACCAGAAUUCUCUACUAGUGGGGUCCUCUGAAUGGUCCAAGCUCAAUGUUGGGAAUUUAUGCUUGGGCUAGGAUGGACAGAAAUAGCAAGGCACCGAUCUCUGCCCAAAGAGGAAAGUCGAAGCCAAAAUGUCACUCUACCAUUACCAUGCAAUUUGUAUAUUCCUUAUCAUAUUUGGAUGACUGUAUUAAUUGAUCACCAUCAGAUUGAGUGGGAAGUUCCAGUGGAGAUAACAGCUGAUAGAAGAGCACAUAGUAUCUAUACAAUAUGGAGGCAGGCAAUUUGGGUAAUCAAAUCUGAACUGAUCCUCCAAAAGCAUCCCAAUCAGACCUAGACCCUCACCCCAUCCCUAUAAUCCCACACUUCCCAUGGCUAAUCCACCUAACCUACACAUCCCUGAACACUACGGCAAUUGAGCAUGGCCAAAUCACCUAAUGCGCACGUCCUUGGACUGUCGGAGGAAACUGGAGCACCAGGCAGAAACCCACGCAGACGCGCGGAGAAUGUGCAAACUCCACACAGACAGUCACCCGAGGGCGGAAUCAAACCCAGGUCCAUGGUGCUGUGAGGCUGCAGUGCUAACCACUGAGCUAUUGUGCCACUCAGGAACAUGUGAAGUGCAUUCAUAGCCAAUUUUCUGCCUCACCUAACUCCAGAUUUGCUCCUCAUCAGAUAGAAUCCGAAUAGGAAAUACCAGCUCUUAUUCAUAAUCUUUGUGUUCCAUUUUUCUGCACAUCUACCACUGUACUGCCUCUUCGACUUAAUGCAUUCUGCUUCUGUAACAUAAAUUAGUCAGCUUCGUACUUAUUAAACAGUUAAGCUUAGAAUCAUUUACAUACUAAUUUAACUAAUUUUUUUAAAAACUCUAAACUGGAGAUGGUUUUGACAUUAAAGAAACUCUUCACAUUUUCACAUUUUUUGCUGCUCUUAUCUCUGUUAGUUGGCUGCAAGGGAACUAUUGAUGAAUGCAAAAUUAAAUGUAAAAAUGUAUUACUGACUACAAAACAGAAGUGACAAUUUUUCAGUAGCGUCAUCUCUUCCUGUGAGGUGGCAACUGAAAUUAAUUCACCAAGGCUCCUUACAGCACCUUCACAACCACUUUCAUCUAGAAGGACAAGAACAAUGGAUACGUGGAGGACACCAAUCCCUGGAAGUUCCCCUCCACCCCACUCAACAUCCCUAGUAAGAAAUGUAUCACUGUUUCUUCAGUGUUCCUGGGUCCAAAUCCUGGACCCCCAUCUCAAAAGCUUUGAGUUUAUCCACAGCUCCUGGGCUGCAGUGAUUCAAGAAUGCAGCUCACCACCACCUUCUCAAGGGAAACUAGUGAUGGGCAAUACAUAUCGGCCUAACCAGUGACAGCCAUGUCCCAUGAACAAAUUUUUAACAAGCUAUGCAACAGUUGGAAACAAAAUGUAAGCACAAGACACGUAAUGUAUUCAAUUGGUACUACUGUAUUAGUCAUCUCACUCGAGUGCAUUUUAACCAUUAAACAGGGUUCACUUUUACACAGAGGUUCACUAUUUUGCACGACUUUUCUUGUAAGCAUUUAGUCAGUCUUUGGUUGAUGGGCAAGUAGGGCAUGCAAUAUUGUGGCCAUGAUGUCUGAGAAGCACACAAAUCCUGACAGACAAUUGAACGGAGAAAGAUGAAUGUGUGCAACAGCAACCAGUUCAAGAAGAUGCAGUCAUACCGAAUCAGACUUUAAUGUAUGAAGAAACAGAAGAGCAACAAUAAAUAG
Molecule: messenger RNA, 3446 nt
Organism: Stegostoma tigrinum
Lineage: Eukaryota; Metazoa; Chordata; Chondrichthyes; Orectolobiformes; Stegostomatidae
Gene: bsnd
Product: barttin CLCNK type accessory subunit beta
Exons: 4
Coding region: 210-1163 (317 amino acids)
Biological process (GO): chloride transport
Cellular component (GO): basolateral plasma membrane
Molecular function (GO): chloride channel regulator activity
Source: RefSeq, a predicted model, not a curated record